AUGCCGGAGUACUGCGUGACCGGCGGGACGGGGUUCAUCGCGUCGCACCUGAUCCGGGCGCUGCUCGCCGCCGGGCACACGGUGCGCGCCACGGUGAGGGACCCGAGCGACGAGGCCAAGGUCGGGUUCCUGUGGGACCUGGAGGGCGCCGACGAGCGGCUGCAGCUGCUGCGCGCCGACCUGCUCGUGGAGGGCUCCUUCGACGCGGCCGUCAGCGGCGUGGACGGCGUCUUCCACGCCGCCUCCCCCGUCGUCGUCAGCUACGAGGACGGCAAGGACGCGCAGGAGAAGCUGGUGGACCCGAUCGUGAACGGCGCGGGCAACGUGCUCCGCUCCUGCGCCCGGGCCGCGGUCCCGCCGCGCCGCGUGGUGUUCACCUCCUCCUGCUCCUGCGUGCGGUACCGGCACCACCACGUGCACGGCGGCGCCCCGCCGACGCUGAACGAGUCCCACUGGAGCGACGCCGACUACUGCCGGACGUACGGGCUGUGGUACGCGUACGCCAAGACGGUGGCGGAGAAGGAGGCGUGGCGUCUGGCGACGGAGCACGGGCUGGACCUGGUGGUGGUGAACCCGUCGUUCGUGAUCGGGCCGGUGCUGGGCCGGGCGGCGCCCACGAGCACCGCACUGGUGGUGCUGGCGCUGCUGAAGGGCGACCUGGGCAAGUACCCGAACACGACCAUCGGGUUCGUGCACGUGGACGACGUGGUGCUGGGGCACGUCCUGGCCAUGGAGGACGGCAGGGCGUCCGGCAGGCUCAUCUGCUCCGGCGACGUCGCGCACUGGUCCGAGGUGCUCAGGUCGCUCCGGGAGCGGUACCCGCAGUACCCCAUCCCCACAGAGUGCAGCGGCGGGAAGGGGGACGACAGGGCGCACAAGAUGGACACGAGCAAGAUGGAGGCGUUGGGGUUCCCUCCAUUCCUCUCCAUCCACCAGAUGUUCGACGACUGCAUCAAGAGCUUCCAGGACAAGGGUCUUCUUCUUCCUUGA
This is a messenger RNA of Triticum turgidum subsp. durum (durum wheat), 990 nucleotides long. The record is from the annotation of a GenBank genome assembly. Lineage: Eukaryota; Viridiplantae; Streptophyta; Magnoliopsida; Poales; Poaceae.